AUGUAUCAGUCCUUACUCGUGGCCGGCGCCUUCGCCGCGUCCUUGGCCUCUGCCUUGCCGUCUCUCGGCUCUCUCCCCGAGCCCAAGUUGUUCCCUCGUGCUGCCUGCAGCGGCAACACCGCCAGCACGAGGAGCGAGUGGUGUGACUACUCCGUCGACACCGACUACUGGACCGAGGCCCCCGACACCGGCGUCACGCGCGAGUACUGGCUCGAGCUGACGGACGUCACCGUGGCCCCCGACGGCGUCUCCCGCUCCGCGAUGGCCGUCAACGGUUCCAUCCCCGGCCCUACCCUCUUCGCUGACUGGGGUGACACCGUCACGGUCCACAUCACCAACUCCCUGACGACGUCCAACAACGGCACCAGCAUCCACUUCCACGGCAUCCGCCAGAACUACACAAACCAGAACGACGGCGUCAGCUCCAUCACCCAGUGCCCUACCGCCCCCGGCGACACCAUCACCUACACCUGGAAGGCCCUGCAGUACGGCUCGACCUGGUACCACUCCCACUUCGCCCUGCAGGCGUGGCAGGGCAUCUUUGGCGGCAUCGUCAUCAACGGCCCUGCCACGGCCAACUACGACGAGGACCUCGGCAUGCUCUUCCUCAACGACUGGGACCACCAGACAGUCGACGAGCUCUACUCCACCGCCGAGACCAGCGGCCCCCCGACCCUCGACACCGGCCUCAUCAACGGCACCAACGUCUACGGCGACGACGACUCGACCUCUCAGACGGGCUACCGCUACAACGUCACCUGGACGUCCGGCACGUCCUACCGCAUGAGGCUCGUCAACGCCGCCGUCGACACCCACUGGAAGUUCUCCAUCGACAACCACACCAUGCAGGUCAUCGCCUCCGACCUCGUCCCCAUCACCCCCUACGACGCCACCGUGCUCGACAUCGGCAUGGGCCAGCGCUACGACAUCAUCGUCACGGCCGACCAGGCCGACACGGCCGACACCUUCUGGAUCCGUGCCAUCCCUCAGGCGGCCUGCUCCGACAACGACAGCACCGACAACAUCAAGGGCAUCAUCUCGUACACGGGUACCAUCACCACCCCGACGACCACCGGCUACUCCUACACGGACAGCUGCGACGACGAGACGGACAACCUCGUCCCCUACGUCUCCAAGACCGUCUCGGACGCCAACUGGGACGAGCUCGAGAGCGCCACCGUCGGCAAGAACACGGCCGGCCUCUUCAAGUGGUACCUCAACAGCACCAGCAUGCUCGUCGACUGGGCCAACCCGACCCUCGAGGCCAUCGUCAACGGCACCACGAGCUGGGACACGGAGGAGGCCGUCAUCGAGCUCAGCGAGGCCGACCAGUGGGUCUACUUCGUCAUCGAGACCACCCUCGCCGUCCCGCACCCCAUCCACCUGCACGGCCACGACUUCUUCGUCCUUGCCCAGGGCACGGGCACCUACUCGAGCUCCUCCGUGACGCUCAACACCUCCAACCCGCCCCGCCGCGACACGGCGAUGCUGCCGGCCUCCGGCUACCUCGUCAUGGCCUGGGAGACGGACAACCCGGGCGCCUGGCUGAUGCACUGCCACAUCGGCUGGCACACGUCCGAGGGCUUCUCGAUGCAGUUCGUCGAGCGGUACAGCGAGAUCGCAGCCAUCACGGACAACACCACCCUCACCGACACUUGCAGCGCGUGGACCACCUUCCAGGAGGAGUACUCGAUCGAGCAGGAGGACUCUGGUGUCUGA
Colletotrichum destructivum is the source of this 1719-nucleotide messenger RNA. Its product is annotated as Putative multicopper oxidase, second cupredoxin domain-containing protein. The coding region runs from base 1 to 1719 and encodes 572 amino acids. Lineage: Eukaryota; Fungi; Ascomycota; Sordariomycetes; Glomerellales; Glomerellaceae. The record is from RefSeq and is a predicted model, not a curated record. The transcript has a single exon. Gene Ontology annotation, molecular function: oxidoreductase activity; copper ion binding.